AUGUCUUCCACUAAGCAUGUCAGAGCAUCUCAGGCAGCCAAGCGUGAUAAGAAAAGGUUAUCAUCAUCUGCUGGUUUCUAUGCUGGCAUGGAUCCUCGUCAAGCUCGAGAUCUCGAGAAACACUUUAUCAAAGUCAACCUCGCUGCACUCAUGCGCGCACUGCGAGGCCUCCCGUUCGCGCCCAAGUAUCUCGGACCGGAGUAUAGAAUCAAUUAUAGCGUGCUCGCGUACGAUUUCGGGGUCCACCCACCGUCUGGGGAUAGGGCACUGAACGGCGAGUGCUGGCUGUUGGAUCGGCCGCAUGCGGAGCGGAUCGCGGAAGUGGUCGUGGGAUGCGGCGACGAUGAUGACGACGAUGGUCUUAGUCUACAGAUAAAGCGUCGCAUCAUGUGGGACAGCCAACAGGCCUUUGACCACUGGCUGACCUCGUCGUCAACGGGUCGAGAGCCAGAGAAUGCGUUCUUCCAUAUCUCGGGUCGGCCCAAGUCCGGCAAGUCCCAACUAAUCCACGAGAUCUUUAACCAGCCGUCCGGCGAGGUCCGUGAGCGGCUGCAGCUGGAGUGGUGCUCCCCGGCGGAGAAGAAACUGGUCUGGGGGUGCGUUUCCUUUUAUGAUUACAGCGAGGAGUUUGGCCCCGACGGACACAGGAGCAUGAUCCGCGGGAUUCUUUGGGCGUUGAUCCACGCCGAUGAGCAGUUGGCCCCGCUGCUGUUUCCGCACAGGUAUGGGCGUGAAGACGAGACGCCUGAAAUGAAGCCUAGACCCAGCCAGAAGUCGAAGGUAAUGAAUAAGCUCAGUCAUGCAGCCACUCCUAGACGCCGUUGGAAGAAGAAGCGGCCGCAGCAGGAAAAGGACGACGAGAAGAACGACGACGAUGAGGUGAAAGGGGAAGAGCUCGAGCAUAGGGCACCGACAGCAGUCCCUCCGCCCGAAUGGCCUAUGUUCAGUUUGGAAGAUAGUGAGUUGUUUGCGGCGUGGAAUCGCCUGGUUGCAUCCAACAAGAUAUACGCAACCCGCAAGAUCUUUCUCCUGCUCGACGGGAUAAAUCGAUUCGAUGAAGAGAAACACGGGCAGAUGUUGAACGCGCUGAAAGACUGGGUGCGGGCCAGGCCAGGGAAUAUCAAGAUCUGCAUCACCAGCCGCGGUGAGGCGGCGUUCCAGGAAGCCUUGGAGUCGCAGCAUGGAUUCACCCUGCAUGAUGCGAAUUUUCUGGAUCACCUCUGGUAUACUCGAAACCGGCUUACCACAUCGCAGUACUCUGGGCUUCCUUACACCACGGGUUUUACACCAGCCGAACAAGCUGGCAUAGAGCAUGACCUGGUGAUAUCGGCUGGCGGUGAUGAUCAAAAACUGUGCAAGAUGGUGCGCAUGUUGGAGUGGACAUUCCGCGAAACAUCCUUAAAAAGCUGGAUAUUUUGGCGACUGGAAUGCAUUACUGGGAGGCCUAGCAGGUUCCGGGAAUAG
Messenger RNA from Aspergillus japonicus CBS 114.51, 1464 nucleotides. RefSeq lists its product as uncharacterized. The record is from RefSeq and is a predicted model, not a curated record. Lineage: Eukaryota; Fungi; Ascomycota; Eurotiomycetes; Eurotiales; Aspergillaceae. The transcript has a single exon. The coding region runs from base 1 to 1464 and encodes 487 amino acids.